GUUUUGAUCUGAAAAGUCACAUGAAUGAGGGCGCUCGUCAAGAUGGCCGCUUACACGACGGAGUAAGUUUCUGUUGAAUUCUGCUGGUUGAAUGUAACUCCUUUAGUCCUUUCUGACAUAAAAGUAAUCGCCUGAUGACAAAAUGGCGGAUGACAGGGAGAUUCUACGAGAAGUGUGGGAGGGACGGAUUCCCGUCUGCUUUACUCUAGCAAGCGAUGAGGUGACGUCGGACCAACCAGAUCCGUUCUUUCUGCUUAUCUCCAGGCAAACCUACAUCACCCUGGUGACCGACAAGGUGCAGAAACACUUCAAGAAAUUCACGGAAGUGACAGAGGAUGACGAAAUGUGGUUCGACUACGAAGGACAGCCAUUGAAGUGGCAUUAUCCUGUAGGAGUUCUCUUCGACUUGUACGCUCAUGGAAUCGUCCUACCGUGGAACAUCACAGUACAUUUCAAAAACUUCCCUGAGGAGGACAUCCUACACUGUGGGAGCAAGGAAGUGAUCGAAGCUCACUACAUGUCCUGCCUCAAAGAAGCCGACGUCUUGAAACACAAGAGCCACGUCAUCAGCAACAUGCAGAAGAAGGACCACAAACAACUCUGGACGGGCCUUCAAAACGAUAAAUUUGACCAGUUCUGGGCCACCAACCGCCGGUUGAUGGAGAGGAUAUCGGACGAACCCUUCAAGCAUGUUCCCUUCAAAAUUUAUCAGCCUCACACCAUGUACAUCCAGAAGCUGUUCCGACCAGUAACAGACCAAGCAGAGCCCCUGCUACUCAAACACCUGCUAGAGGAGGCGGGGCCUGACAGCUUCAGGAACGCAGUUGGAGCCAAACCGAAGAUCUUAAUUCAAGGUAUUGAAUCACCACUGGAUACUCCCGUCCAAUGGCUGAGCGAGCAUCUUAGUCACCCCGAUAAUUUCCUCCAUAUCUGCCUGGUGCCGGCGACGCCCGCCAACCAUGAAUUGUAGCCACGCCCACGAGCUUCUCCUCGCCAUGGCAACUGGACUGUGACAUUUCUGGCACUGGUUGGGAACCGCCAACGUGACAUCAUCGCAAAUAUUUAAUAGGCGGUUUAUAGUCUGUCGCGCGAAGAUGAACGUCUGACGCUGAUGAUCGCUGGCCGCUAAUUCUUUUGGGGUAGUUUGUAGACGUCGCGCGGCGUUUUU
This is a messenger RNA of Patiria miniata (bat star), 1168 nucleotides long. RefSeq names its product autophagy protein 5-like (gene atg5). Gene Ontology annotation, biological process: autophagy of mitochondrion; C-terminal protein lipidation; cellular response to nitrogen starvation. The transcript is spliced from 8 exons. Lineage: Eukaryota; Metazoa; Echinodermata; Asteroidea; Valvatida; Asterinidae. The coding region runs from base 143 to 970 and encodes 275 amino acids. Gene Ontology annotation, cellular component: phagophore assembly site membrane; Atg12-Atg5-Atg16 complex; cytoplasm. The record is from RefSeq and is a predicted model, not a curated record.